Molecule: messenger RNA, 1041 nt
Organism: Peronospora matthiolae
Lineage: Eukaryota; Oomycota; Peronosporomycetes; Peronosporales; Peronosporaceae
Source: the annotation of a GenBank genome assembly
AUGCCUGCCGCUUGUUCAUCAGAUGGCCAUCUAGUGAACGUUUUGGAGCGUCCACAAGCGUGUGGAUGUACUACGAGUGAGUGCGAUGGCCUCACUUGUGGUACGGUCGUUAGUACGACUGCACAAAACCUUAGUGUAACAAACGGUUACACUUCGGAGCAAAGUUCCGGCGGCUGUGAGGAAACACAGGCUGCGCCGAAGGUCCACCACUCGAAUAAGUCGGGUGGACUGGGACAAAGAUGUAUCCCUAGCGGGGAACAUCUAGAAGAGAAACAAUCGAUCGCUCAGGUUAAGCGAAACGAUAAUCCUAGAUCGACUGGAGAGUCUUUCGUAGAGGAUCUUGCUGUGGUUGCGCAACCCCAGCUAGAGGAAGUAAAGGGAAUAAGUCCCGAUAUUACAAAUACGGCGGAAAUGAGCUCCUUGAAACCCGCGGGAAUAAGUCCCCGGGAAGACGAAGGAAUAAGUCCUUCGAAGCCUGAGGGAAUAAGUCCCCAGGAAAUGACAGAGACAUUGAAUGUUAUAGUCAAUAACGGAUCAAGUGUAGGCGCUUAUACACUUGAUCUGAUUGCGCCUCCGAAGUUAACUUCGGAGAUCACUCAGUUGCCAACGCUCGAACAUAAAAGGUUCUUGCGUGAUCUGCGUAGUGGCAAAGUCAAGCAGAUCUGCGUACUCGUCGCUGACGACGAGUGUGUAACCGACAUAAGGUCAGCAACAUUGUUCACUGAGAACGAGAGAGUUCUCAGUAGUUCAUCUAUGGACGAGAGUGUCCUAGAUGAAAAGACACGAAUUGAGCGAUAUGACUCCCAAUCAUGGGAAUCGCUCAAGACAAAUCCUCUCUAUGAAGAUUUGGUUGAAUUCAAGGAUGUAUUCCCUGAAACUGUUCCGUGCGAAUUACCGAAGGAUAAAGGUAUUCGACACAAGGUCGAGCUUAAACCAAGCUCGAAGUACUGUGUCAUGAAGCAGUGGCCACUGCCUCGUGAACAGGUCACAGCGAUCGACAAGUUCUUUGCCGAUCGUUUAGCUGCGGGCCAUGUGAGGUAA